Arabidopsis thaliana (thale cress) is the source of this 1599-nucleotide messenger RNA. RefSeq names its product GLN phosphoribosyl pyrophosphate amidotransferase 3 (gene ASE3). Gene Ontology annotation, cellular component: chloroplast stroma. The coding region runs from base 1 to 1599 and encodes 532 amino acids. NCBI's taxonomy places the organism in Eukaryota, Viridiplantae, Streptophyta, Magnoliopsida, Brassicales, Brassicaceae. The transcript has a single exon. Gene Ontology annotation, molecular function: amidophosphoribosyltransferase activity. Gene Ontology annotation, biological process: purine nucleobase biosynthetic process; 'de novo' IMP biosynthetic process. The record is from RefSeq and is marked reviewed.
AUGGCCUUCUCUGUAGAAGAAAUCUCGUCUAUUCUCCCUAACAGUUUAUCCGCAAACCCUAGGAAUGUUUCUCAAAAUACUAUUUCCCCUUCCUUUUUCAAGCCCUCCCUUAAACCGUACGCUUCCAAAACCCUAAUCUCAUUGUCAUGUAGACGCUCACUUUCCCCUGUUUUCUCGGCGGGAACAUAUGUCACUAACGUUGACGAAGAUGACAAGCUUCACGAAGAAUGCGGAGUUGUCGGAAUCCAUGGAGACCCUGAAGCUUCCCGUCUCUCUUACUUGGCUCUACACGCACUGCAACACCGUGGCCAAGAAGGAGCAGGAAUUGUAGCCGCUAAUCAAAACGGUCUCGAAUCAAUCACAGGGGUCGGAUUAGUCUCAGAUGUGUUCACCGAGUCAAAACUAAACAAUCUUCCUGGCGACAUAGCGAUAGGGCAUGUCCGGUACUCAACUUCCGGAGCCUCUAUGCUCAAGAAUGUUCAGCCUUUCAUCGCUAGCUGCAAGCUAGGAUCACUCGCAGUAGCUCACAAUGGUAAUUUCGUGAAUUACAAGCAACUGAAGACAAAGCUCGAGGAGAUGGGUUCAAUCUUCAUCACAAGUUCUGAUACCGAGCUCGUUCUUCACCUGAUCGCCAAAUCUAAGGCUAAGACGUUUCUUUUGAGGGUCAUUGAUGCUUGUGAGAAGCUUAGAGGUGCUUACUCGAUGGUUUUCGUCUUUGAAGACAAGCUUAUUGCUGUUCGUGACCCUUUUGGGUUUAGACCACUUGUGAUGGGCAGAAGAAGCAACGGAGCAGUUGUUUUUGCCUCCGAGACUUGUGCUCUGGACCUGAUUGAUGCGACUUAUGAACGUGAAGUGUGUCCCGGUGAGAUUGUGGUCGUGGAUAGAAACCAUGGAGACAGUUCAAUGUUCAUGAUCUCUCACCCUGAACAGAAACAGUGCGUUUUUGAGCAUGGUUACUUCUCACAGCCCAACUCAAUUGUCUUUGGCCGUUCUGUGUAUGAAACACGCCGCAUGUACGGCGAGAUCCUAGCCACCGUGGCACCUGUCGAUUGUGAUGUUGUCAUUGCAGUGCCAGACUCGGGGACAGUGGCUGCUCUUGGAUAUGCAGCCAAAGCUGGAGUGCCGUUCCAGAUUGGUCUUCUGAGAUCACACUAUGCUAAACGUACGUUUAUAGAGCCGACUCAGGAAAUCCGUGAUUUUGCAGUGAAGGUGAAGCUAUCUCCUGUUCGAGCAGUCCUUGAAGGGAAGCGGGUGGUAGUAGUGGACGACUCUAUUGUCCGCGGUACCACGAGUUUGAAGAUAGUUCGGAUGCUUAGAGAUGCCGGAGCAAAGGAGGUUCAUAUGAGAAUCGCAUUGCCGCCGAUGAUUGCAUCGUGUUACUAUGGAGUGGACACCCCGAGGAGCCAAGAGUUGAUCUCUAGUAAGAUGAGCGUUGAGGCGAUCCAGAAGCAUAUUAAUUGUGAUUCUUUGGCGUUUCUACCAUUAGAUAGCUUGAAAGGAGUCUAUGGACCAGUCGAGUCACACAGGUAUUGCUAUGCCUGCUUUACUGGGAAGUACCCUGUGACCAAAACAGAGUCUGAGGAGGCCGACGCUUCAUGA